AUGAGUUUGAAAGAUUCCUUCAUUUAUCUAAGUUUAGUUAUUCCUGGAAAAAAGAGCCCCGGACAAAAUGUGGAUGUGUUUCUAAGACCGUUGAUAGAUGAAUUGAAGCACUUGUAUGAUGAAGGCAUUGAAGUUUAUGAUGCUUAUCGUAAAGAAAACUUUAUGAUGAGAGCCAUCCUUUUGUGGACCGUUAGUGAUUUCCCUGCAUACGCAAUGUUGUCUGGUUGGAGCACACAUGGAAACUUAGCUUGCCCAUAUUGUAUGGGAGACACAAAAGCCUUUCGAUUACAUGCCGGAGGAAAACCAAGUUGGUUUGACUGCCAUCGGAGAUUUCUGCCUCCGUCCCACCUUUUUCGUAGUGAUAAAAGUGGAUUUCGAGAUAAUAAAUCUGUACCGUCAUCAGUAGGACCUCCCCCUGAGUUAACUGGUUGGGAUUUGUACAAACAAGUGUUUAACAUUUCAACCGUCUAUGAAGGUAAGCUGUAUAACCCAAAGAUUAAAGACCCAGCUUUCGGUAAAACCCAUAAUUGGGUAAAGAAAAGCAUUUUUUGGGAGCUUGAUUAUUGGCCAAUGUUAUUAAUCCGACACAACCUCGAUGUAAUGCACAUUGAGAAAAAUGUUUUUGAGAAUCUAUUUCACACAAUAAUGGAUACUCCCAAAACAAAAGAUAAUAUAAAGGCAAGGAUAGAUGUUAAAGAGUAUUGCAAUCCGCCAUCACUUCAUAUAUGGACGAAGAACAAUAAUAAAUAUAUGAAACCUAAAGCAUCAUACACCUUAACCAAACCGGAGGUUCUUGAAGUAUGUAAAUGGUUGAAAAAGGUAAAAUUUCCUGAUGGAUAUGCUUCAAAUAUAGGGGGAUGUGUAAACGUUAAAGACGGUACGUUUUACAGCUUUAAAAGUCAUGAUUGCCAUGUCUUCAUGCAACGAUUAUUGCCUAUUGUUUUAAGAGGGAUGCUUCCAAAACAAAUAUAUGAACCCAUAGCAGAGCUCUGCACAUUCUUCCGUGUCAUAUGCUCAAAGGUUUUACACAUUGAAGAUUUGCAUAAAUUGCAAAAAAGUAUCGUUGUAACGAUGUGCAAGUUAGAAAAAAUCUUCCCACCUGCAUUUUUUGACUCAAUGGAACACCUUGUUAUACAUUUGACCAAUGAAGCGAUUCUUGGUGGUCCGGUGCAGUUUAGGUGGAUGUAUCUGUAUGAGAGGAAGUUGGGUCGAUUGAAAAGAACAAUUAAAAACAAAGCAAGGGUUGAAGGAUCCAUAGUAGAGUCAUAUCUCGUAGAGGAACUUUCUCAAUAUUGCUCCUUGUAUUUGGACUCGACAAUAAAGACAUGCGUGAACCGUGAACCUCGUAAUUUUGCCCCUAACAUUCUUUAUUCUUCGAGUACGGAUUCUCGGUUAAGUAUAUUCAAACAUCCAUCUCGAAGAUUAUAUGACAAGGGUGGAAAGACUAUGGUUCUGACGGAUAAAGACAUGCACAAGGCUCAUACUUAUAUACUGCUUAACUGUCAAGAGCUUCAUGAUUCUGGUCGGUUAUUUGAUGAAGAAAUGAGAGCUUCAUUUCCUAAUUGUUACCAAGUAACACUUGAUAAAAAGAAAGAUGAGGAAUUUGCUAAGCGGUUGCGGGUUUAUGUUUUAAAUGGACCAGAGAAUGCACACUUGAGAGAUAUAGCACAUGGGCCUCUCACUUAUGUUAGAUCACACAAAGGCUAUCUGAUAAAUGGUUACAAGUUCCACACACGAACAGCCUACCAUGGGCGGGUCACAGAAAGUAGUGGUGUGUACGUGAAAGGGGCUAUUUGUAAUGAACAUGAAAGUGACUACUAUGGAUUACUAGAUGAGAUCCUAGAGUUGGAAUAUCAUAGCAGCUUAGGAAGUUGUGUAGUUGUUUUGUUUAGAUGCACAUGGUAUGAUCCCAUAAAAGGUGUAAGGGUGAACCCAAAGACUAAUAUGGUUGAUGUUAAUUCCAAGGCAAUAGGAUGUGUUGAUGACCCAUUUAUUCUUGCAUCCCAAGCACACCAAGUGUACUAUACACCAUAUCCUUCAAAAGAAAAAGGAUUAAAAGACUGGUGGGCUGUUGUCAAGACGACACCAAGGGGAGUUUAUGAACUAGCUGAAGAUGACAUUGUAGUUGGUGAUAAUGAUAAUGAAGACGUGGAGCAUUUCCUACAAGAGAAUGAAAGGAUAAUAUGUUCAGCUAAUAAUGAGGAUUUGCUCCCAAUUAUUCAUGAAGAAACAAAUGUAAUAGAUGAAGUUGAUGAUGUAAAUGAUGAUGAUAACGAAGAAGAUGAGUUUGAAGACAUUCAUUCAGAUGAUGGCGAUGAGGAAUUUGAAGACGAAGAUUCGGAUUAG
Helianthus annuus (common sunflower) is the source of this 2346-nucleotide messenger RNA. RefSeq lists its product as uncharacterized. The transcript has 3 exons. The coding region runs from base 1 to 2346 and encodes 781 amino acids. The record is from RefSeq and is a predicted model, not a curated record. Lineage: Eukaryota; Viridiplantae; Streptophyta; Magnoliopsida; Asterales; Asteraceae.